This is a messenger RNA of Clupea harengus (Atlantic herring), 934 nucleotides long. It is a transcript of the gene spp2, whose product is annotated as secreted phosphoprotein 2. NCBI's taxonomy places the organism in Eukaryota, Metazoa, Chordata, Actinopteri, Clupeiformes, Clupeidae. The record is from RefSeq and is a predicted model, not a curated record. Gene Ontology annotation, biological process: bone remodeling. Gene Ontology annotation, cellular component: extracellular region.
AGUUGAACAGGUCACUGUACCGGGAAGUGAGGAGAAGAGGGGGCAGAGCAGAGAAGAGAGCUAUUUAAGAAAGCUAGAAUUGUGCAGCUCUUUUAAACGGCGAGCAAGAUGAACGUCGCAGCUGCGUCUCUGGUGCUGCUCCUGAGUCUCGGAGCCUCAGGCUUCCCAUUAGCCCAAUGGAAUCUGGCUCCUCUGGCCGACAAGGCCAUCCAGAUGUCUCUGGGUCAGGUCAACGCUCAGUAUGGGAGACAGCAUCUCUUCAGAUUGACCAAGGGUUCCGUCAAGAGGGUGGUUCCCAUGGGGAUGAACACACAUGACCUGCUCAUGAAUUUCGCCGUGAGGGAGACAGACUGUCUGAAGACCUCUGGAUCAGAUCCUCUGAACUGCAAUUUCCGCAGAGGCUUCUUUGUGACUGGAGCCUCCUGUAACUCCCGCGUGCGUGUAUCUGGUGAGAAUGCCCAGCUCGUCACCCUCAGGUGCAGCCAGGACAGCUCCAGCUCCGAAUCCAGCAGUGAAGAGGUUGGGAGAGGGACAUGGGUUUAUAACCCGUUUGCUCCAAGAGAGCCCACAAUCGCUCCAUUUGUGGACAUUCCCACUAGUGGCCUGCAAGAGCAGCCCGGAAACCCCCUCAACAGAUACAAUGAUAUUAACCCGGGCAGGGGCCCCCCUCGAGGAGAUAACUGGAGCAACCACCUGGAGUAGGUCAGAAAAUGAACAGAGCAGAAAUCACCUGGAAUGUCCUCCAUCAUAUAGUAUAGUUCCUGUUUCCAGUAAAGGUUCACCACUCAGCUUUAGCUCAGUAUGAAUAACAUCAUUCAAGAACACAGUAUUAUACUUGAUUAAGCACUGGGAUUGUAUCAGCACAGGGGAAUGUAAACAUGUCAUUUCCUGUUUCUUUCUUUCUUAAAUAAACACCAUAAUAUUCUCUGACAAA